This is a messenger RNA of Arabidopsis lyrata subsp. lyrata, 524 nucleotides long. RefSeq names its product B3 domain-containing protein REM-like 2. The transcript is spliced from 3 exons. Bases 216 to 524 code for a protein of 102 amino acids. NCBI's taxonomy places the organism in Eukaryota, Viridiplantae, Streptophyta, Magnoliopsida, Brassicales, Brassicaceae. The record is from RefSeq and is a predicted model, not a curated record.
AAAAAACCAGGUUUGGUCAAAUUAUUUUAACAAAAGCUUCCAUUAAAUUUACCUCUUAAUUCUAAAGGGUGCGUUAAAAUUUCCUUAAAUUGCAUGCUUUCUAAAAAGUAAAAGAUGAUUGCUCUUAUAUCUUAGCAUUAGGGUUAAUUUGUUGGGUUUAAAAUCAUUCGGACAUAAAAAAAAAUUCAUUUCCAUCUCUCUUCUCUCCGACAAAGAUGAUGUUUAACGUCAGUGCGUGCGGCCUUGGAGAAUUACCUACGCCCAGCAACAACAAGAUCGGUAACAUCUCGAGGAAGCAGCAUCAGCGUUUAAGGACAGAAGAAGGUGAUGAUCAAGACAAGACCGUACUUGGGAGAGGGAAAAGAAUUCGAAAGAACAAUUCACAAUCCGAAGCUAGUUCGUCUUCAUCCAACAAAUCAAAUCUGAACGAAGAUGUGGUGAGUUUACUUAAAGUCACAUAUGAACUGCUGUUUCUAGAUUACUGUCUCUUGUUAGUCCAGUUUGGUUUAGGAGAAAACUUGUAA